AUGUGCAUUGAUUAUAGGGAGAUAAAUCGAUUAACCAUCAAGAAUAAGUACCCACUCCCGAGGAUCGAGGAUCUGUUAGAUCAACUGAAAGGAGCUAAGGUAUUGUCCAAGAUCGACUUACAAUUGGGAUACCAUCAACUGAAAGUAGAGACAAAGGACAUACCUAAGACAGCUUUUAGAACUCGAUAUGGACACCACGAGUUUACGGUGAUGUCGUUUGGGCUAACCAAUGCACCUGCAGUGUUCAUGGACCUGAUGAAUCGAGUGUUUCAUCAAUACUUGGAUCAGUUUGUCAUAGUCUUCAUCGAUGACAUUCUCAUAUAUUCCAAGAGUAAGGAGCAACAUGAAGAGCACUUGAGAAUAGCCUUAGAGGUAUUACGCAAGGAGAAGCUGUAUGCCAAAUUCAAGAAGUACGAGUUUUUGGGUUGGAAAGAUAAGGCAUGUUUCUACAACUUCAUGUUUUUGCAAGAAGUCAAAUUCGUACUACAAGGCAGCCAAAAUUGCCGUGCAAUGUCCAGCUUGUCUACCUGUGAAGCACAAGUUUUUGGCGCUGUUGCCAGGGAUUUGCGUCAAGGAUUAUUUUCUGCUACUUUCUGUGAGGUUUUCUUCUCUGUCAUAAUCUUCUUAAAUCAGCCGGGUAUGAUUCCAUUACUUCCUAAUUUUCAUGGCUUAGAAUCCGAAAGUCCAUAUCUGCAUCUUAAAGAAUUUGAGGAAGUAUGUGCCACAUUUAACGAUCAAACUUGUCCCAAUGAAAUUGUUAAGUUGAAAUUGUUUCCUUUUUCUCUAAAAGAUAAAGCAAAAACUUGGCUUAACUCUUUAAAACCUAAGUCGAUUGGCACAUGGCAAGAAAUGCAAAGUGAGUUUUUGAAGAAAUUCUUUCCAGCACAUAAAACUAAUGCUUUGAAAAGGCAAAUCCAAAACUUUUCUCAAAAAACCAAUGAAGUGUACUUUCAAUGUUUAGAAAGAUUUGAAGAUUUGUUAAAUACAUGCCCACAUCAUGGUUUUGAAAAAUGGCAUACUAUAAGUUUCUUUUAUGAAGGCUUAACUCCUGAAACAAAACAAUUUGUAGAAACGAUGUGCAAUGGUGAAUUUUUAGAUAAAGAUCCAGAUGAAGCUUUAGAAUUUCUAGAUCAUCUAACUGAAAAUUCUCAGUCUUGGCAAAUAGUAAAAUAA
Molecule: messenger RNA, 1173 nt
Organism: Olea europaea var. sylvestris
Lineage: Eukaryota; Viridiplantae; Streptophyta; Magnoliopsida; Lamiales; Oleaceae
Exons: 4
Coding region: 1-1173 (390 amino acids)
Source: RefSeq, a predicted model, not a curated record